Molecule: messenger RNA, 844 nt
Organism: Drosophila subpulchrella
Lineage: Eukaryota; Metazoa; Arthropoda; Insecta; Diptera; Drosophilidae
Gene: MED18
Product: mediator of RNA polymerase II transcription subunit 18
Exons: 3
Coding region: 97-756 (219 amino acids)
Biological process (GO): regulation of transcription by RNA polymerase II; termination of RNA polymerase II transcription
Cellular component (GO): mediator complex; core mediator complex
Molecular function (GO): transcription coregulator activity
Source: RefSeq, a predicted model, not a curated record
ACCACUAAGUAAUAUAAACAAAACAAAACAAAGCCGGUAUCUGAAAGCCAAUUUGAAAUACUUUAGUUAAUAAUCCACGCAAAACCAAUUUCAUCCAUGUCCAUGUCAGGUGUAUCAUCAGCGCGCGAGUCCCUCUCCCACGCGAUGAACAACCGCUUCCUUCCCAACCUGGAGUACUUGCUGCAGGGCUCCAUCCUGGACUCCGCCGUGGAGCACCUGAUGCACAGGCUCAAGGGACUCUGCGACAAUGUGGACACCUCGCCGGAGCACUUUCACGACCUGGAGGUGUGCAUGAGCCUGCGCCAGCCCAACGCCAACCAGCCGCUGCUGCUUCGAGUGCGCCGGGCCCUCGGUCGCGAUGCUCCGUUCCAGAUGCGCUACUUGGGCAACCCCGAGGUGGACCAGCGGCGGCCCACGCUGGUGCGCAGCUGCAUGGACUGCGCCUGCACCAAUGGCAUCUUGGAGUUUCUCACAGAGAUGGGCUUUCGCCUGGAGUUCGAGUACAUAGCCAAGGGCUACAUGUUUCGCAAGGGUCGCAUGAAAAUCACCGUCUCCAAACUCAUUAAAAUCGUGCCUGGCAAACAGCAAGAUAUGGCCAACGAGCCCAUCUCGCAGUCUCACAUAGUGGAACUCUCGGUGGUGGCGCCCACGGGGCAGGAGAAUGUCGGCGAGGAGAUGCGCGUGUUCGCCGAACAGCUAAAGCCGCUGGUUCAGCUCGAGAAGAUCGACUACAAGCGGCUGGGCGGAAUGCCAUAGUAAAUGUAAUAAAGGUACACUUCGUGUUUCUUCAACAGUAAUUUUAUUGCUUAACGAUAAGGACAUAGAAAAAUAUACAGACAACAAA